This is a messenger RNA of Fulmarus glacialis (Northern fulmar), 1085 nucleotides long. RefSeq names its product cyclin-dependent kinase-like 1 (CDC2-related kinase) (gene CDKL1). Gene Ontology annotation, biological process: protein phosphorylation; intracellular signal transduction. The transcript is spliced from 8 exons. Gene Ontology annotation, cellular component: nucleus; cytoplasm. NCBI's taxonomy places the organism in Eukaryota, Metazoa, Chordata, Aves, Procellariiformes, Procellariidae. The annotation marks the transcript as partial. The record is from RefSeq and is a predicted model, not a curated record. Gene Ontology annotation, molecular function: MAP kinase activity; ATP binding.
UGCAGUAACUAACCAGUCCCUCCACUGUGUGUUACAGCAACUGAAACACCCCAACCUGGUGAACCUGCUGGAAGUGUUCAGGAGGAAGCGGAAGCUGCAUCUGGUGUUCGAAUACUGCGACAACACAGUUCUCCAUGAGCUGGACAAGCACCCCCGGGGGGUGCCGGAGCAUCUAGUGAAGAGCAUAACCUGGCAGACCCUCCAAGCUGUGAACUUCUGCCAUAAACACAAUUGCAUCCACCGAGAUGUAAAGCCAGAAAACAUCCUGAUAACAAAGCACUUGGUCAUCAAACUUUGUGACUUUGGAUUUGCUCGCAUACUGACUGGUCCGAGUGAUUAUUACACAGACUAUGUGGCUACCAGGUGGUACCGCUCUCCAGAGUUACUUGUGGGAGACACCCAGUACGGCCCCCCCGUGGACGUGUGGGCGAUAGGCUGUGUCUUUGCAGAGCUGCUAUCCGGGGUCCCCCUGUGGCCUGGCAAGUCUGACGUCGACCAGCUGUACCUCAUCCGGAGAACCCUGGGGGAUCUUAUUCCCAGGCACCAGCAAGUGUUCAGCACCAACCAGUUCUUCAGCGGGGUAAGAAUUCCAGACCCAGAAAGCAUGGAGCCGUUAGAAAUGAAAUUCCCUAAUAUUUCAUACUCUGCUUUAGCUCUCAUGAAGGGUUGCCUUCGUAUGGACCCUGCAGAGAGGCAGACAUGUGAGCAGCUGUUGCAGCAUCCCUAUUUUGACAGCAUUAGGGAGGCGGCGGAUCUGGGGAAAGAACAUGAAAAAACAGCUCGGAAACCAGCCAGGCUGACUCGGAAGCACAUGCCAGGGUUACAGUGCCUGCCUCAGUUAACCAGUAGUAAUGUUCUGCCAGCUUUGGACAGCAAGAAGUACUGCUGCAAAAUGAGGAAAUCAGACUAUCAUUUCCCUAACAUCUAACCGGAUGGCGGAUUAAAAACUAUUUAUUGUUCAAAGUUCAAGUCAUGCAGAAUUUAUAAACGGAGGAUAAGUGGUGGAAAACUAAAUUAAUACAUGUUACGACAUACACAAAAGCAGUCUGUAAAGUACUGUACUCUGGGUCACUAAUGGAAGGAAA